AUGAAGUCCUCGCAGCUCGUAACUCGUAGUGGUAAUAUUCAGCUGAAGAAAGCUCAUGGUUUCCAAACACAAGACAUCCUUCCAGCAGGCUACAAUAUGAAAACUGAUGUCACUACCUUUGCUCCUCCAUUACCCUCUAAUGCCUUGAAGUCUACGGCUUUUUGCAAUGGUGUCAAGGAUCUUUUCCAGAGCAGACACAUUGAUUACCUGCAUACUGCUUUGUUUGGCCAAAGAGGUACCAAGAUCUCGCAUCCUACAUUUGCUGCUCUGUCGUCCGCCAAUGCGCCAAUACUCGAUGCUAUCGCAAGGGAUACGCCUCAACCUGCUAGUGAACUCAUGAUGGUGGCUCGAGGAUUAUCACUGAAAAAGCUACUGGAGAUUCUUCUUCGCGUGCAUCUCGCUCCAAAACGAGAGUCGCAUUACUGGGAGCUUCAACAGACCAAAGCAAAGAAGCAAUCCAAGCAAGAUGUUAAGUCGGUCAGAAACUCAUUUCAUAACGCCAUCCGAUCAGAGAAGUACAAACUUCAAAGAUAUCAAAGAAAGGCACAGGGCAAACCAGAAGACAACAACUGGGCGAAGCUGGCCAGAAAUAGUCAAGAGCGCAUAACUCACAUGUACGUUGAUGCCAAGCAUCCUGUCAAGUCUGUUUCUACUUCUGGUACUACAUCUGAUCAAGCUACUGUAUCUGCUUCUGGCUCAGGUUCUUUUACUACAGGUGUAUCUAUUCCUACUGCUCCCUCUGGCACUUCUGACGCUGUUACUGCCUCCAAUGCUAGCUUUGAUCUUGAUAGUGCUGAUAUGCCUAUUGACGAACUGCUCCCUCUUUCUGAACUAAUAGAUGAAAAAGACGAACAAGAAGAAGAGGAAGGCACCCGUGAUCUGCUUAGAAGACGAAUUAUGAUUCUCAAAGCUACUCCGAGAAAUCUCUUGGCGAGGCAAGCUGGAAAGUCUAUUACCCAUACACAGCUGAAGAAGGAACGUCCCGAUAUCACGGAAGAAGAGAAUUGCCUACACUGGCUUCCAGCUGCCAUUCUGCCUGGCCUUACCUCUGUCCGUAUUUUGGGUACCAAACCAAGUUCUAACAAGUCAGCUUCCAAUGCGAAGAAACCUCUAGAUAUUGAUUGGGAUACCGUGAAUCCUGCCUGUGUGUCCGUUCUCAAUCACAGAGCCAUUCAAGGUAGAGACAAGACAUCCGCUUUGGCCAUCGCUGUCUCUGGGCUUCCCAUUCUCUUGUUCAAGCAGCCAUUGCCUGUAUUCAAUCCAAAACCCAGUCAAUCCAACACUGGCAUUAUUUCCAAGACCACCUCUUUCCGCAACAGAAACGAGAAAAGGGACGACAGCGGUGCUGCAUUAGCGGACGCUUGA
Mucor velutinosus is the source of this 1365-nucleotide messenger RNA. RefSeq lists its product as uncharacterized. NCBI's taxonomy places the organism in Eukaryota, Fungi, Mucoromycota, Mucoromycetes, Mucorales, Mucoraceae. The record is from RefSeq and is a predicted model, not a curated record. The transcript is spliced from 3 exons. Bases 1 to 1365 code for a protein of 454 amino acids.